GUUGAGCCUGGAAUGGCUGGAGUCUUGUUUUCUUGUCAUCGAGGAAAAGAAAAGCAAUCCACUAGCGAAAUCCGAAAACUGUUCACUCAGUAUGCCGAAGAUGUAUAUCCUGAUCAUGGAAAAAAGGUAAUGACCGCCGAAGAUGGCAACGAUGAAAACAGUCAGGAUCCAGAGCAAAGUAUUGAAGACGCAUUUCAAAAAGAGAUCACAGAGCUUAAGGAUCAUGAAAAAACAUACUUGUUCCAUUGGGAAAAAACCAGUGUCGAGUGCCUUGUUUUUAUGCGUACGGCUGCACCUGUUCAACCAGAGCAGUUUGUUACACAUAUUCUGGACGACUUGCUUACCAAGAAUUUAAAACGAACAAGAUUCACAUCGAGAAUAGUACCUCUUACAGAUACAUGUUUUGCUAAUGUGCCAGAUAUGACUGCGCUUGCCAAAAAAAUCACUGCACCAUUUUUUUCAACCGACGCAUCGCAAUCCGUUUCUUAUGCGAUCAUUCCCAAAUCGCGCAACAAUGAUAAAAUCAAAAGAGAUGAUAUCAUCCAAGUCGUAGCAAACCUGAUUCCCUCACAUCACAAAGUGAAUCUCGACAACCCAGAUAUAUGCAUUAUCGUUGAAGUGUUUAAAAGCAUUUGUGGCAUGUCAGUGACAAAGGAGUAUUAUAGGUUAAAGCGGUUUAAUAUUGAGAAUUUG
Messenger RNA from Batrachochytrium dendrobatidis JAM81, 693 nucleotides. RefSeq lists its product as uncharacterized. Gene Ontology annotation, biological process: tRNA modification. NCBI's taxonomy places the organism in Eukaryota, Fungi, Chytridiomycota, Chytridiomycetes, Rhizophydiales. The transcript has 5 exons. The record is from RefSeq and is a predicted model, not a curated record. Gene Ontology annotation, molecular function: RNA binding. The annotation marks the transcript as partial.